AUGCCCAAAAAAGCGAAGGAAAGCAGUGAUAAACGAGAGCAGGACAAAAAGAUGACAAAACAAGACUCGGCUUCUGCAAAUAAAGAUGUUUCCGGAGAGAAAGAGAAGAUCUAUUUAGCACAGAUUGGAUUCUUGAGUGAAAAGUUGGAAAGAUUUGAGCAGAAAUGUGAUGAACUGGAGACACAGAAGAAGGACUUAAACCUGAAGUACAGCUCCCUGGAGAUGGAGAAGGCCGAUAUCGUGGAUUUUCUGAGACGCUCUUUACUGGACAAAGAGGAGGAAGUGGAGAGACUGAGUGAGCGUGUGGAGACUGUUCAGGAGGAGGCUCAGAGAGAACGAGAGGAGACGCAGCUACAGCACAAACUACAGAAGGAGCAACUGCAAAAGAGGAUGGACGCACUGACUGUGGAGAAUAAAACACUCUUGGAAAAGCUCACCUGUGUGGAGCAGUUCCUAAACGAAAGGGACCAGAUGACAGCCAACUUAGACGCUCUGAAAAAACAACUUUCCCGUCAAGAAAAGGAGCACAGGGUGGACCUCCACAACCGGGACAUCCAGGCACUGAUGGACAAGAACAAGUGGGAGAAGAAACUGGAGAGCCAUGUAGCUGAUAUGGAGUCAGAGGUCCAGUCCUUGGUGAACCAGAAGCUCCCACAGACCACCGUCCUGGCCCUAGAGCAGAACACGGAGCUAAGGGAGCGUUUUCUCCAGCUGUCGCAGCACGCUCAGGAGCUGGUACAGAGGAACACAGCUCUGCAGAAGACCAAGACUGAACUUAAACUGGACGUGGAAAACCUGGAGCAAAUGUUCAAAGAGGUGUCCCGGAAUAACUGCGUUCAGAAAAGAGUGGUUGAACAGCUCACAGAGAAGUGCACACAGCUACAGACGGAGCUAAAACAGUAUAAACACAAGUGUCAACAGCUGCACUCGCUGCAUUCACAGACUAUGGACGAAAUGGAGAUGCUCAGGACGGACAAGGCCUCUGUGUUCAAGCAGUGCAAUAAAAAACAAUAUGACAUCAGUCGUCUGGAGGCGGAGCUACAGCAGGCGAGGAAGAAGAGGAGUGAGAUGAAGAGCGUCGUACAGAAGGGAUGUGUUAUACUUAAAGAGGCACUGAUGGAACAAACACAGAGGGGAAUCAUCAUCCUCUAG
This is a messenger RNA of Periophthalmus magnuspinnatus, 1152 nucleotides long. Its product is annotated as cilia- and flagella-associated protein 157-like. The coding region runs from base 1 to 1152 and encodes 383 amino acids. Gene Ontology annotation, cellular component: cilium; ciliary basal body. The transcript has 7 exons. NCBI's taxonomy places the organism in Eukaryota, Metazoa, Chordata, Actinopteri, Gobiiformes, Gobiidae. The record is from RefSeq and is a predicted model, not a curated record. Gene Ontology annotation, molecular function: microtubule binding.